AAACAAUAACGAGUUUUUCCCAUUAUCAUGGAUUAUAAAGUUCUAGGUUUAAAAUGCCAUCCAUAAAAUAUAUACAUCUCUAAACGAAAACUAUAUGCAAUGGUAGUAAACCUUCUCACAGACUGGGGACGGUCUAACGGCAGCACGUUUUCGUAGUCUGCCUUUAUUUUCRCCGCUUGUGGUGUUAAGGAAUGGAUGAUAAGGAAAUACGAAAGGAAGAACAAAUUACAUACUACUUCCCAGGUAAAAGCGUUGAAAGAAGCAGUGGUAGUAGUUCUCCAGAAACCGAGAAGCCGCCUGCAAAAUCCGUGAAAUUACGAAACCUAACAUAGCGGAUUUGGCAGUUCUGGAAAGUCUUAAACAACAUCCAAGAAAACACGAACAAACUGCUUGAAGAACAUGAAGUUAUUCGUGAACAGUACAACGAUCUUCAGAUGUCACUGGAGUUCCAUAUUACUAAAAUGGAGAAAUUAGCGACGGAGAAAAAAGAGCUCAAGACUGAAAUCAAUUCCCUUAAGAAAUCCUUAAGCCAAACUAUCGAAGAACGAGACCAGUUGUACGUCAACUUGGGGAUGGCGAUUGAUCAAAUCGAUGAUCUCGAACAGUACACCCGCAAGCACAAUUUGGAAAUACACGGUACACCUGCAGAGCAAACAGGCGAAAACCUUGCCGAGCAACUGUUAUUACACUUGGAAAAGCGCUCCGGCAAUGUUCCGAUUCGAGAUGACGACAUCGAUAUUUGUCACAGAUUGUCUACAGGCAGGAACCGAAGCAAACCCAGGCCGACUAUUGUCAGAUUCAAAUCAUAUCGUGCAAGGAAGGAGCUAUAUGCAGCUCGCAAAAGUCUCAAGAAUCAAAACUUGAACGGAACUUUUCAAGGCGCUGGUAUCGUAUACGCCAACGAAAAUCUGACAAGAAUGCGGCGCGAACUCUUUGCUUAAGUCUGGAGGCGCAAGAAGGCGGAGCAGUGGCACAGUGCUUGGACAAUAGACGGUAAAAUCCUUAUGAAAAUAUCAUUAGCUGACCAACCAGUUAGAAUUUACAGCCAAGAGGAUUUAGAUAGGUUUUAAAUUUAUUCUCAGUUUCUCUCUUCGUUAAUGGUUCAAUCUCGCUGGUUAUUCCAUGGUUAUUGCAUCCAUUUAUGAAGAAAGUUGCGCGACUUUUUCCUGCUUUGUUUACUUUUUCUUAUUGUUCUUUGCCUUAAUUAGAAAACCUGCGAUCGGGCUUUCUUCUUCUUUUUCUUGAGUGUCUCUUUUUUGUUGUUGGUUGGCUUGUUUUUGGCGAAGAACGCUUGAUAGCAGGUUAUCAAUGAACUCAAAAAUCUGAAUUUCUAAC
Messenger RNA from Orbicella faveolata, 1335 nucleotides. RefSeq lists its product as uncharacterized. The record is from RefSeq and is a predicted model, not a curated record. Lineage: Eukaryota; Metazoa; Cnidaria; Anthozoa; Scleractinia; Merulinidae.